AUGAAAUCCCUGCCACCACCCGAGCCUGCAUCAGCGACGCCUCAGAGCACCCUUGGCGAUUCCCCAAAGCCCUUCCGUCGCACACUCGCUUGCGUCCGGUGUCAACAGAGGAAGAAAAAGUGCAGCCGGGUGUUUCCAUGCCCUCAUUGUUUACGAGCAAAGGUCCAGUGUGUGGUUGCUACGCCAGCUCCCAGGCAUCGAAGACGGCGGCCUAACCAAGCGUUGAAAGAACGUCUGGCGCGAUGCGAGGAGCUUCUGGAAAAACACAUGGAUAAGGACGAUGAAUGUCCUUUGAACUUCCCUGCUGUGGUUGCUUCUUCCCACUCCCAAAGCGACCCGUCAACCUCGAAGUGGAUAUCGUCGGACGGCAAGUUGGUUGAGGAAGGUGGUAAGUUGGCUUUCAUGGACAAUCACUUGCUGGAACUUGUUCAUGACGAGAUCCAGGCCAUGCGCGAGCUCGUCAAGGCUCAAGGUGGCGACGACAGUCCGCUCGAUACUGACACACCCGACGACGAAUGCGAUCUGGUCUUUGGCGGAGAGUCACCCCAGUCAAACAUCGAAUAUUCAUGGCCAAAUCCUGCGCUUGUUUUCAGGCUGUGGCAACUAUUUCUCGACCGCGUCAAUCCUCUGACAAAAGUCAUCCACGUUCCUAGCUUCCAACCCUACGUCGCCCAAGCGACAAGCGGGCCGCAACAACUCCCGGAGAACAUUACGACAUUGAUGCUGGCUAUAUUUCUCAUGGCCGCUGUUUCAUUAUCUGAUGGUGAAUGCGAGGGUAUUCUCGGUGAUUCUAGGGAACUAGUCAUCAAUAGAUUUUCCUCUGCGGUCCGCCGGAGCUUACAGCGACUCGGAAUUCUGCAGCGGAUUGACCUAGUUGUGUUGCAAACCCUUGUUCUCUACAUGAUCUCACUACAAGGGCGUUAUAAUCGCCACUCCGCCUGGAUUCUGAAUGGUUUCGUGAUACGGAUAGCCCAGAAACUAGGCCUCCAUCGAGAUGGCGAGGCACUUGGAUUGAAGCCAUUUGAGUCAGAGAUGAGGCGUCGAGUGUGGUGGCAAAUUAUUGCCAUUGAUUGCAAAUUCGCUUUGUUCUCUGGUCUCGGCCACUCUCUGCUUCCCCGAGACUGGAACGUGAGAGAGCCUCAAAAUCUCAACGACGCGGAUAUGUUCCCAUCCGCAACGCACCCGUUCCCAGACCGCGACGGUCCCACAGACAUGAUUCUUUGCUUGACGCAAUGUAAAAUCACUAAAUUCCUAGUCGAGACACCCGGCUUGGAGCCGUUGAAGAUGAUGAGCCAAUUGGAUGAUUUAAAGGCCGAGGAUUCCCAACCUGACGCCUUGAGGGACGAACAAAUCAACCAUUACCGAAUGCACUUCGACACAUUGGAAGAGAGCUUGCAUCGCCUGCUAGAAACACGGUGCAAUCCUUCCGCCGGGCAGGUUCACAAUAUAGCCCGAGGAGUGGUUACGACCAUCCUCAAUCAGAAGAGAGAGCUAAUUAAUGGAUUCGGAUAUCAAUCUGAGUCGAACACCAUCAUUCAAAGCAAAGACUACAACGCAUUUGCAUCAACGGUAGCCAUAAUGGAGCACGCUACCUCUCUCUAUACAUCUACCGAGAGUACUGGCUUUUUAUGGUUCGUACUCCUUAAUGUUCAACUCGACGUGUUCACCUACAUGGUGGUGCAGCUGGGGCAUCGCAUUGAAGGCCGAACGGUCGAACGGGCCUGGACGCAGGUUGAAAUACUCUAUCAGUUUCACCAGGCACUGUUUGAUCUCAACAACACAACAUUCUGGAGGCUGGCGCAUUUUGUUCUAAGGGCAUGGGCCAAGAGGGGAGAUAGACUGUCCUGCUUGGGGCAGUUUCGGGAAAUACCUGCGUACAUUGAAAGAUUGCAGCGGAAUCUUGUUUUAACCUCGGAUUCUGAGACAAUACGGCCAAAUCCCAGCAGCCUCUCGUUUGACGAUGCUGCUGAACCGAUUCUUGGUAUGGAAGCAGAAGAUGGGAGGCCUGUGGGUAUUCCCUGUAGACCCGGGGAUGGUAGCAUGGGUACAGGGGAUACAGAUUGGUCAUUUUUGGACACAAUCGCUACCGCGCAGUUCCAAGAGGCCACAGGUACAGCAUUUAUGGGAUAUGGUGCAGGGCCUUGGGUAGAAUGGUAG
Ilyonectria robusta is the source of this 2157-nucleotide messenger RNA. RefSeq names its product fungal-specific transcription factor domain-containing protein. The coding region runs from base 1 to 2157 and encodes 718 amino acids. Lineage: Eukaryota; Fungi; Ascomycota; Sordariomycetes; Hypocreales; Nectriaceae. The transcript is spliced from 4 exons. Gene Ontology annotation, molecular function: zinc ion binding; DNA-binding transcription factor activity, RNA polymerase II-specific; DNA binding. The record is from RefSeq and is a predicted model, not a curated record. Gene Ontology annotation, biological process: DNA-templated transcription; regulation of DNA-templated transcription.